Oryctolagus cuniculus (rabbit) is the source of this 2920-nucleotide messenger RNA. It is a transcript of the gene ENDOV, whose product is annotated as endonuclease V. Gene Ontology annotation, molecular function: RNA endonuclease activity producing 5'-phosphomonoesters, hydrolytic mechanism; single-stranded RNA binding. NCBI's taxonomy places the organism in Eukaryota, Metazoa, Chordata, Mammalia, Lagomorpha, Leporidae. Gene Ontology annotation, biological process: DNA repair. The record is from RefSeq and is a predicted model, not a curated record. Gene Ontology annotation, cellular component: cytoplasm; nucleolus.
GGCGCGGGUUCGAGUCCCGGUUCCCUGCUGAUGUGCUGGGAGGUCAGUGGAGGAGGCCCGGGUGCUUGGGCCCCUGCACCCGCGUGGGAGACCCGGAUGGAGCUCCUGGCUGCAUCUGGGGAGUGAACAGCGGAUGGAAGACCUCUCUCUCUCUCUCCCUGCCUCUCCUCUCUCUUUCCAAUAAAUAAAUAAAUCUUGUUGAUCACUGACGCGCCGGGAAGCCACGAGACGAAGCCGUGACCCCAGCGCCCGGCUCGGCGUCGGCCCCACGGGGGCGCCGGGCUCAUUCAACCGAGGAGCUCGGGCCGGGUCUGCCAGCUCCAGACGCGCCCCACUUCCCUCGGCGCGCGAGGGUCCCUGCGCAGCAAGAUCCGGCCCCGGUGAGCCGCGCGCAGGGAGACCCGGGGCCCCGGGGGCCACCGAGGCCGGGAGCCGCGGCUGGCUGUCGUUGCUCUGAGGGAGCGGGGUCCAGCCGGAGCCAGAGGGGCUGCCCGGCGCGCUCCCCACAGGGCCUGGGGCCGCCAGGGGCACAGCCGAGGCGGCGGCGACAGGGACGCCGGGUGGGACGGGCGGCCGGAUCGGCGGUCCGGCGGCUGCUCUCGCUGGCCACGGCCCCGGCCGUCCGCGGCGAACAGAUCCAGGCCACAUGGCGCGCAGGGUCGCCUCGGGGCCGGAGGCGUGCGUGUGCGGCCGCACAGGGCCCCGCGUUCACGCCACGAAAGUCCCGGCACCGCGGCGCCAUGACAACGAGGAAGGCGGCGCCUGCGCGGGGGCACCGGAAGUGACGUUUCCGGAAGGGCGACCGGGGCCCAGCCAUGGCCCAGAAGGCGGCGGAGCGGCCCCCGGAAGAAACCCUGCUGCUCUGGAAACGGUGGUGUACGAGGAGAGCCGCAUGGUCCGCCUGACCGCCCCCUACGUGUCCGGCUUCCUGGCCUUCCGAGAGGCGCCCUUCCUGGUGGACGCGGUGCAGCGGCUGCGGGAGAAGCAGCCCGACCUCAUGCCCCAGGUCCUUCUCGUGGAUGGGAACGGGGUGCUCCACCACCAAGGCUUCGGGGUGGCCUGUCACCUUGGCGUCCUCACUGAUCUGCCCUGCAUUGGGGUGGCCAAGAAACUGCUGCAGGUGGACGGGCUGGAGAAAGACGCUGCCCACAAGGAGCAGAUUCAGCUCCUGCAAGCGGGGGGAGAGGCCUUCCCUCUGAUUGGAGGCUCUGGGACGGUCCUGGGAAUGGCCCUGAGGAGCCACGACCGCAGCACCAAGCCGGUGUACGUCUCUGUGGGCCACAAGGUGAGCCUGGAGACGGCCGUGCGCCUGACCCGCCACUGCUGCAGAUUCCGGGUCCCGGAGCCCGUGCGCCAGGCCGACAUCCGCUCCCGGGAGCAUAUCCGCAGGACCCUGGGCCCCCCCGGGAUGCCUGCGCCUGCGCAGGGGAGUGUCACUGCACAGAGGCCACAGGCACAUCCCGCAGGCAGCGCAGGAGAGCCUGCGGGGGAGGAUGGUGCCCUGCGGACCACAGUGGAGGCCCCAGCACAGGCCUAGAGCUCCACCCCCAGGCCCCGGGAGUGGUGGAACUGGACGCCGUGAAGACCCCGCCACCCCUCUCCGGUCUCAGGACAGUGCCCGGGGCUGGUCCCUGGGGACGGUGGGGGGCUGCCCUGUACACAGGAGGCGCUCCCAGCCCCAGAGACGCUGACCACGCCGCCCCGGGGAAGCAGCAGGCACUGCCCGGCUCGUGGUGAGGUGGGGUGGGGUGGAGGAGCCGUGGCCACGGCGCCCCGGGCUGGGCCGGACCAGAAAGCAGGAGCGGCAGGGCCCCGAGCGGUGCGGGGGAGCCGGGGUCCGGUGCGUGGGUGGCCCGGCUGCCGGGACAGCAUCGGCCUCUGCUCCACCGCACCUUGGACUGUGCCUCUGCGCGGGUUCACUCUUCCUGUUCUCUGUGGGGUUCAUGCGUAAGCCAGACCCCCCGCCAGCCGCGCUGAGCCACCCCUGCCGCUGGGAGGGGUCCAGGCUGGGGCGGCCGCACUGGUCCGGCCCCCGUCCUGCUGUCCCACCCAGCCUGGCUGCUGAGCCGAGGCCCCGCCCCGGGCCCUGCUGCUGCCUGCUCCAGGCACACUUUGCCUCUCCGCACGCCAGAGCUGGGGGCUCACGGCGGGCGCCACCAUCUGCCCGCCUUACUCCUUCCAGAGCUUUCCCACCCAGAGCUCCCUCAGGACCAGGGUGGGGGCGUGGGAAGUGCAUGGCUGGCCCUGCACAGGGCUGGCGGGCUCUCCCGCCCCUGCCCACUGGCCUCUGGCGGGGCUCAGAGCUCCCUCCCGUGGGCGAGGCGUGGGAGGGGCUCGGCAGGGCGCUGGCCCCAGUGACACCUCGACGAAGGAGGCCGAUCGCUUGCUGACGGCCCUCACGCUGCAAGGCCGAGCUGGCUCCCAUGAGAAGGUCAGGGACACCUCCGAGCUCCCCCGAAUCCCCUCGGUGCCCGCCCCGUGCCAGCAGGAGAGCCGCCUGGGCCGGGUGCCCUGUGGUGUCCCCUCCCGAGGAGCAGGCCAGGGUGGUGGCGGUCCUGCAGCGGUGUCUGCGUGGCCGUUUUGAGCCAGAACUCAGCAUUUCGGCCCCUUCAGAGCUUAGUGGCUGCGCCGUCUCAGGCAGCCAUGCCUGCUGCCCCCGGGAACCCUGCACCCGUCGACAGGUGCUCCCACGGUCUCUUCCCUGUGGACCCUCUGCCCGCCUCUGGUCUGGCCGUUCCAGGGACUCCUCAGUGGGCCUGGGGCGGGGCUGGUGUUUGUGGCACUGUUUCCCUCCUCCAUCCAUCGGCUGGUCCUGCUUGGUCGGUGUCCUUCCGUGGCUGCUGGCCGUUUGGGUGCUCGGAGCGCUCCCUUGGGUUUGUGUGUAGAGGGAGUUUCUGGGCCACACGUCGACUGUUUCUCU